Messenger RNA from Effrenium voratum, 4587 nucleotides. Lineage: Eukaryota; Dinophyceae; Suessiales; Symbiodiniaceae. The record is from the annotation of a GenBank genome assembly.
AUGGAGGUGAUGAGGCGGCGACGGUCCGGCCAGGUAAGCCCUGGCGGGGAAGUCGAGGAGAGCCGGGCACUGGCCGGGGGCGAGCUGGUGGCGGACGAGGGAGAAGAUCCUGAGAUGGGUGAGCCGAGGGGAGGCAUCAACGGCAAGAUCGGAGAGGAGCUCAUCGAGGACGAGGGAGACGUCACCGAGGGCCCUCAGGCAAAGGAGCGCUUCAGCGCAGAGCUCUAUGGCAUCUGCGAAGCCAGGGAGUACCACGAGGCAGGAGCGGAGGUGAAUCCCUUUUGGUCCAAGAGGGUGCAGGAGGAGGUGAGGCUUCGUGAAGCGAGGCCGGAAGGACUGCCACCGGUCCCGGAGUCAGGUGAUGAGGAGGAGCCGGUCAGGACACCUUUGAAGGCUGCGGAGGGAGAAGCAGCCGCGAAGAGGAAUCGGGCCAGGGCCUUCAUGUCGCCGGAGGAGCGGUUGGCGGAUGAGAAAAGGGAGUUGGCCUUGCAGGCGGUCAAGAGGGAUCUGAGACGGAUCGGAGGAGAGGGUCCGCCGGAGGAGGGCGGGCGGAACAAGGGGCCUUCAGGUGGAGGCGGAGAGGAUUGGGAUGGCGCCGGAAGCGCAGGAGACAAGGGAAGGCCAGCCACACCUGAUGACCGUCUGGAGGGGGAACUCAGCAGGGUGAUGAUCGAGGAGUACGGUGCGGUCAACAUGAACCUGGCUGAGGCGUUGCGGCAACGGAAUGAGCUGCGACAUAAGGUGGAGCGACUGGAGCUGGAGAAGAUUGUGGUGGAAGCGGAGGCCGAGCAGAACCGGAGGAUGGCGGAGCUGUGGGAAUCACGGGCACGGCAGGCUGAGAAGCACGUGGAGCUCUUGACGGACCAGAUCACGGUGCUGGAACAACGGCCUCAGCAAUUUCACACGCCGCAGCAAGAGGAGGAGCCGCAGCCACCUAGGCAAAAGCUGGAGAUGACGCCGGGUGGCACCAGGGUGCCGCAGGUCUACGUCAAGGGAGGAGAAGCCGGCGGCAAGCAGACCGAGGUGGACAAGGUCGAGGUCAAGGAGAUGCCCAACGAGACUGGACGGGCUACGGAUCUGCCGGAGCUGGUGGGCGAUGGAAGCCCGCUGACAUUUGGGGACUGGAUGGCCACGAUCGACCACUACAUGAAGGAAGCGGUGGAGAGCUUCGCGGAGUACCUCCAAGCGGAGUCCGAGACGGCGGAGUUGGCCAAGGGCGGCAAGGAGACCGCUCCCAAGGUGAAGGCGAUGGGUGGUGCAGGAAAGGAGGAGGCUGGACCCUGGAAGCCAUCGAGUGGUGGUGGGACUCCCGGGAAGCCGAGGGUGGUGGAUUUGUCGAGGGCGUGCAAAUGGUACGCGACCGACGCGGGUUGCAGGUUUGGCAAGAACUGCAAGUUUGCCCAUGUGUGGGACAGCCUGGAUCGGCAAAAGGAGCGGUGCUGGAACUGUGGGAGUUUGGAGCAUCGCAAAGCGGAGUGCCCGCGGCCUGGGCCCCAAGGUGGCCCGGGAGGAGGUCAAGCUGCGGCUGGAGGGGGCGAAGGAGCCAAGAGGAGAGCCGGAACACCGCCGGGAAAUAAGGGGGCGGUGAGGAAGGCUGCUGGAGGAAAGAGCCAUGCGGCGGAACCGGUGGUGGAAGAAGAAAUGGAGGAGGUCGUUGUUGAGGAGACCGGUGGGAAGGACAAGCUGAUGGCAGAGGCGACGCAGCUGUUGAAGAGCCUCAGGAUGAAGAAGCUCAAGGCGGCGAAGCUGUCAAAGAUCGGGGAGUGCCAAAGUUGGGGGCUUCUUGAUGGAGGGGCCACGCAUGCGCUCAGGCAAGCGCGGAAGGGGGAGACAGGGGAGGACCGCAUGGUGGAGCUUGCGGACGGCCGGGAGGUGGCGAUGCAGAUGACGGAGGGUCACACUUUGAUCUGCAAGGAAGCCACGCAGGUCAUUGUGCCGCUUGGAGCGUUGUACCUGCUGGGCUACAGGAUCCGCUGGGAGGAGGGUAUCUGCUGCAUCGAGCAUGCGAGCCGAGGCCCGUUGCCGGUGAGGAUGAGGCAGUUUUGCCCGGAAGUCCCGACGGAGGUGGCUCUGAGGUUGGUGGAGGAACUGGAGGAGUUCAACAAGGGGUUGCUCAGGAGGGCGGCGACAGCGGCGACCAAGAGCAUGAGGAAGCCGGACGUCAAGAAGGGCCUGUGCGGCAGGGUGGCGGAGGCGUGGAAGAAAGGAGAGAUGGAGAAGGUGAAGGGGGAGUUCGAGCAGCUCUUCCCGGAGGUGCCGGUGGCGCUGCUGGAGAGGGCCCUGGGCACAGGAGAAGGAAGGGGAAUCGCCUGGAACCGGGCGGCGAGGAGGAGGCAUGCCAAGGCGACAGGGUUGAUCCUGCAUCUCUUCGCCGGAAAGAGUGCGAAGAAGUUCAACUACGGGCAGUGGGACAGGGAGAUCAUUGCGGUGGACAUCCUGUCGGGCCAGGAUUUGCUUGAGGAGGACACCUUCGGGUACCUGGCUGGUUUGGCGGCGGAGGGAAGGACGGAGGGGGUCAUGGGUGGACCGCCGUGUCGGACGUAUUCCUACUGCCGGCACUUUGAGCCUGGCCCUUAUCCGGUCCGAGGAAGAGGAGAAGAGCGGUUUGGCUAUGAGGAGCUGAGCGAGGUGGAAGCAAAGAAAGUGGAGGGCGACAGCGUUUUGAUGCUGCGCAUGUGGAUCCUGGCGGUGCUGGCGAAUGGUGGCCGGGAGAUGGUGGGUCGGAAGGCAUGGAUGGUCAAGGAGCACCCGGAGGACCCGAGGAGCUUUGUCAGUGAGGAGGAGUGGGAGAGGGCCAAGGCCCGGGGGGGCGAACCGCCUUCGAUCUGGGAUUGGCCGGAGGUCGCGGCGAUGGAGGAGGCGAUCAAAAGGGAGGUGGUGGCAGCGGCAAGAAUGGCAAAGGCAUCGGCAGAGGAGAUGUGGAAGAGCCACGUCGAGAAUGGCCAUACCCCGUUUCGCCGAGACUGCAGGGCCUGCAUCCAGGGGGGACUCAGAGGAAGGAGCCAUCGGAAGAGGAGUCACCCGGCCUUGGCCACUUUGGCCAUCGACGUGACGGGCCCGUUCAAGACGUCUAAGGAGGGGCAUCGCUAUCUGUUGGUGGGGUCGUACGUCACGGCGGUGGCGGAGAACAUGGCCAAGGAAGAUGAGGUGGAGAAGGAAGCCAGGGAAGAAGGGGAAGACCCGAGUGAGGACGGCAUGAACACGGUGGAGGUCUAUGCGGACGCAGGUUUCGGGCCGGAUGGAGGCCGCUCGCAGCAGGGGGUCAUCGUAUGUUAUGGUGGCUGCCCAAUCCAUUGGACGAGCACGAGGCAGCCGUUUGUGGCAAGAUCGACCGCGGAGGCUGAGUUGUUGGCAGCCAUGGAGGGGGUGCUGCAAGGGGAAGCCUGGGCGGAGAUCAUCGCUGACCUGGAAGACAGGAAGGUCGCAUCGGUGUGGGACAGGGCGGGCAUCGAUGUGGAAGGGCGGGACCAGCUGAAGUCGUUGAAGCUGGUGAUGAUGCAGGACAAUGCGGCAGCGGUCACGCUACUGCAGGGCUUAGGUGGGUCAUGGAGGACGAGGCCACUGAAGAUCCGGGCCAGGUCGGCCAGGGAGAGAUUUGAGAAUGGCUUCUGGGCGCUGCAGCACUUGCCGGGCGAGACGAUGUUGGCGGACAUCGGCACCAAGGCCUUGGGAAGCUCUCGCUUGAGAGCACUGGCCGAGAUGAUGGGUAUGAAGAUGGGCGAGAACGACGCGAUUUCGGAGAAGGAUGAGGACCUUGUGAAGGUCGGGGAGGGGAACGCGGCCAAGGUGAGGGCGGUGCACAGUAUCGAGCAUGAGCGAGGCCUGAAGGUCUUGACGGGCAUCACGUGCAUUAUGCUGGCUGAUGCAGCGGACAUGGAGGAUGAGGAGGCUUCCCGGGAGGAGCUUCUGUUUUGGACGGCGCUUCUGGUGGCGGUGGUGGCCGCGUGGGAGGCGCUGAAGUGGAGUGCGAGAAGGGCAGUAGGUGCGGUGCGGAACCUGCAGAAGGGGGAGGAUUGCGGGAGUAUGUCAACUACCGGAGGUGGGGUGAAGGUGAAGGCUAUGCAGGGUGGUAAGGAGAGGGCAAGGCAGAGGUUGCUUGAGAAAAGGGCAGACAGAGAGAGCUCCGAAGAAGGGCAGGAACGGAGCACAGAAGGAGGAGGAAGGCUGGGCAGCAGUAGUUAUGCAGGGUGGAAAGUUGGAGGUGGAGAUGUGAGGCAGCCCGGGUUGGCGCCGGAGAAGAGUUCUGCGGCGGAGUGGAAGGUUUCCUUGGAUGAGGAUGAGACAGUGGUCUGGGAGGAUGUGAAGAAGAUCUUCCCGGGGAUCGUGAAGGAGCCGGUGGGGACGGAAGACCGCUGGUUGGAGAAGGGCGGCUACUACAUCAAGAUGCACUGCAGAAGGAGGGUCACGGAGUUUGACCCACGGAGGGGCCACAUGCCGAGGGAGAAGAUUGGGCCGGAAAGGAUCACGGUGAUGAGGACGUCGGGGCCUGUCUUCGUGCUGGGCGGCGACUACACGGUGGGGUCGCGGUCUGGCCUGAGGGAGUUCGUGGGUUUCACGAUCUUCAAGAAGCUGGAGGUGGGGUCUUGA